AUGGCCAAGUUUCCGACGGUGCGCACACCGACGAUCGAAGAGGUCCUGGAUAUCGCCGAAGGCUACGGCAUGACGAUCACCGUUGAGGACGCGGAAUCGUAUCGUGGGCUCAUGGAGGGCACGAUCGCGUCCUAUCACCGGCUCGACGAUCUCGAUGAGCCGAAGCUUCCGGUGAAGUAUCCGCGCAGCACGGGCUACCGGCCGCCGCCGGAGGAGAACCCCUACAACGCCUGGUACUGGAAGUCCGAGGUGAAGGGCAGGGGCGGCGGGCCGCUCAAGGGCAAGCGGGUCGUUCUCAAGGACAAUAUCUGCCUGGCCGGCGUGCCGAUGAUGAACGGGGCCACGGUGCUCGAGGGCUAUGUGCCCGAUAUCGACGCGACCGUGGUGACCCGGAUUCUCGAUGCUGGCGGCACCAUCAUCGGCAAGGCCGCCAACACCUACCUCUGCUUCGAUGGCGGCAGCGCCACCACCGCCACCGGCAUGGUCGAGAACCCGCACAAGAAGGGCUACACCUCCGGCGGCUCGUCCGCCGGCAGCGGCGUGCUGGUCGCCAUCGGCGAGGCCGACAUGGCGCUCGGCGGCGACCAGGGCGGCUCGAUCCGCAUGCCCGCAUGCUGGUGCGGCAUCUACGGGCACAAGCCCACCCAUGGGACUGGUUCCCUACACCGGGAUCUUCCCCAUCGAGCAGACCCUCGACCACACCGGCCCGAUGGCGCGCUCGGUGAGCGACGUGGCGGCCCUGCUCCAGCUCGGUCAGGGCCGCGUCAGCGGUUCACGGAGCUCGGCGCCACGGUGGACGAGAUCUCGAUCCCCAUGCACCUCGACGGGCCGCAUAUCUGGAACGGCAUCGCGGUGGAAGGCGCGACCGCGAUGAUGCUGAAGGGCAACGGCUUCGGCACCAACUGGGAAGGCUACUACGCGACCUCGCUGAUCGACGCCUAUGCCAGGGGCUGGCGCUCGCGGCCGGACGACCUCUCGGAGACGGUGAAGACGGUCAUGAUGCUGGGCGAGUACAUGCACCGGAACUACCACGGCCGCUACUACGCCAAGGCGCAGAACCUGAGCCGCAGGCUGCGUGAGACGUAUGACGCGGUGCUGGCUGAGUACGAUGUGCUCGCGAUGCCGACGCUGCCGAUGCUCGCGACCGAGUUGCCGGCGCCCGAUUGCUCGCGCGAGCACUAUGUCGAUGUCGCGCUGAACAUGCUGGCCAACACCUGCCCGUUCGACGCCACGGGCCAUCCGGCCAUGACGGUUCCCUGCGGCAAGGCAGACGACUCCCCCAUCGGGAUGAUGCUGAUCGGCAAGCGCUACGACGACGCGACCGUUAUCCAGGCCGCCGCCGCCUUCGAGACCCUCGGCGUCUUUCGGACAUAG
This is a messenger RNA of Geodia barretti, 1374 nucleotides long. The record is from the annotation of a GenBank genome assembly. Lineage: Eukaryota; Metazoa; Porifera; Demospongiae; Tetractinellida; Geodiidae.